GAGUGGCCAGCGCUAGAAGGACAAACUCAUCGCCCGCACCCGCGGAGUUUUGCCUAGUGAAACUACAGUGGUGCCCAAAGUGAAUGGGAAAGUCGCCAGCACGCGGAAAACGGACACAUUUGCUGGUCGGACAGAUUUUCAUCGGGCGGACGGCAGUCGAACUACUUUGUCUCGGCAGAUAUAAUCAUCGAUCGAUAAGGGAAAAGCAUUGGUUCCGCAUCCGGUGGUGUGCUUCAUCGAGAUAAGGUGCAAUCGGAAGUGUCGUGUGGGAACUUGCGACUAGUGAGCGUUGUCGUCACAGGCAGAAAACUAUCGUUGAUGAUCGAUUGGACUAUCUAGAAAAUCAUGAGCUUCGUGAGAAGGAAAACUAGACUUGCUCAUACGACCGAUCAUCAUGCGACGAUCUAUUUUCCGACUGUUCAUCAAGAAUAGGCGCCCCACGGAGUGAACGACGAUUAAACGAGGCGCGGUGCUCAGAUUCUGUGAAAGCCAGUGAAAGUUACGACAGUUCCGGCCAAUGCUACUAGCGCUCUUGAUGCUAACGUGAAAACAAUCUAAAACGUGAACAGUUGGAUGGUGCUACUGGUGUGCGCAAAGAGUUUGUUGCCGAUUGGAAAUCAAAGCGCCACGGAACCGUCAACCAUGGUAACGUCGGUGUGAGAGUGUAGUGCUGGCAUUGUUCCACUCACAGAUCGUCGGUCGCGGUUUGCAACGCGAUGUGCACGGUUAGAUCGCAGUUAGGCCCUCAGUUACAUUCGCACAGGUCAAUCUUUGACCUCUGAAUCUGGCAGUGGUGUGCAUUUGGCUUCUAGUGCGUCUUCUGUGCGGCUGAUCAGUCAACUUAAGAGCGUAUUGUUUCCCGUCACCCGUUGCCAAAGCUCAUCACGAUCGUUGUGAAAGUCAUUGUGGAAGCACGAAGCUGGACAUUUUUACGUUGGGAGAACGUGGAGCAACAAAGCAACCCACUAAAACAAUCAACGGUCAGCGGACGAUAGUUUUCUCGACGAAGAACAUUGUAGACGUUGGUCUACCAGAAAGGUCCGUCAAAAUGAAUCGGGUAUCGACACAAAAGAAGGAAGGCAAGAUGAGGAUCCGUGCCUUUCCGAUGACGAUGGACGAAAAGUAUGUGGAGUCGAUAUGGACCCUGCUGAAGAACGCAAUACAGGAGAUCCAGAAGAAGAACAACUCUGGCCUUUCUUUUGAGGAACUAUACCGGAACGCCUAUACGAUGGUGCUGCAUAAGCAUGGUGAGCGGCUGUACACUGGCCUCAAAGAAGUCGUCACGCACCAUCUGGAAACGAAGGUACGCGAGGAAGUGCUGCGCAGCUUCAACUGCAACUUUCUGCAGACACUCAACCAGUGCUGGACCGAUCACCAGACGUCGAUGGUGAUGAUUCGCGACAUUUUGAUGUACAUGGACAGAGUCUACGUGCAGCAAAACGACGUGGACAAUGUAUACAAUCUCGGAUUGAUCAUCUUUCGCGAUCAGGUUGUUCGCUUUCCACGGAUUCGCGAUCAUAUGCGCGAAACGCUGCUCAAUAUGGUGAUGUGUGAGCGCAAGGGUGAAGCGAUCGAUCACAUUGCGAUCAAAAACGCGUGCCAGAUGCUGAUGGUGCUCGGCAUCAAUCAGCGCUGGGUGUACGAGGAGGACUUUGAGCGUCCUUUCUUGACGCAAUCGGCCGCGUUCUACAAACUCGAGUCGCAGAAGUUCCUCGCCGAAAACAGUGCCAGCGUGUACAUCCGGCGGGUCGAGGCACGCAUCACUGAGGAAGCGGAGCGGGCUAAACUGUACCUGGACGAGAGCACCGAGAGCCGCAUCGUGGAGGUGGUCGAGGAUGAGCUGAUUAAAAAGCAUAUGCGCACGAUUGUCGAAAUGGAGAACUCUGGCGUGGUGUACAUGUUGCAGAACACGAAAACGGAAGAUCUUGCCUGCAUGCACAAACUGUUUUCACGCGUUGGCGGUGGGCUGAAAACGAUCGCCGACUGUGUGUCGCAAAACUUGCGAUCGUUGGGCCGCAACUUGGUGAAAGAGGAAGAAAAUGGAAGCACGAACCCGAUCACUUUCGUGCAGAAUCUGCUCGAUCUCAAGGAUCGUUCCGAUCACUUCCUAAUCCACUCGUUCAACAACGACAAAACGUUCAAGAACAUGAUAUCGUCCGACUUUGAACACUUCCUUAAUCUCAACAGCAAAUCGCCGGAGUAUUUGUCCCUGUUUAUCGACGACAAGUUGAAGAAGGGCUGUAAGGGAAUGUCGGAACAGGAAAUUGAAACAAUAUUGGACAAAACGAUGGUAUUAUUCAGAUAUUUGCAAGAGAAGGAUGUGUUCGAGCGUUACUACAAGGCACAUCUUGCGAAGCGGCUGCUCCUGAACAAAUCGGUCAGCGACGACUCUGAGAAGAACAUGAUAUCAAAAUUAAAGACUGAAUGUGGUUGUCAAUUUACCUCAAAAUUGGAAGGAAUGUUCAAGGACAUGUCCGUCUCGAACACAGUCAUGGAUGAGUUUAAAAAUCACAUCAGCAAUGACUGCUCCGCCCUUGAGGGUGUCGAACUGUCCGUGCGGAUUUUAACAACCGGCUUCUGGCCAACGCAGUCGGUUACGCCGAACUGCAACAUCCCGCUAGCACCACGCAAAGCCUUCGAAACGUUUAAGCGAUUCUAUCUGGCCAAGCAUUCAGGUCGACAGCUUACGCUACAGCCACAGCUGGGUACGGUUUAUAUGAAUGCCGAGUUUUACGGCGUUAAGGUGGAGAAGGAGAAGGGCGACGGAAGUUGUAGUAGUUCCGCACCAUCGGGCAGUAGUAGCAGUCCACCAGCCACGACAUCCGGAUCGCAGGAUGCACCCAAACGGCACGUGCUUCAGCUAUCAACGUAUCAGAUGUGUGUGCUGAUGUUGUUCAACACCCGCGAAAGGAUGACAUACGAAGACAUCCAGCAGGAAACGGACAUCCCUAGUAAAGAUCUUAUCCGCGCUCUGCAGUCACUGUCGAUGGGCAAGCAGCAGCAACGGCUACUCGUACGAACACCGAAAACAUCGAAGGAAAUCGUCUCUACCGACGAAUUUUACGUGAACGAUGCAUUCGUUUCGAAAUUCCACAAGGUAAAAAUUCAAACGGUCGCCGCCAAGGGAGAAUCGGAACCGGAGCGUAAAGAGACGCGAAGCAAGGUCGACGAGGACCGAAAACAUGAAAUAGAAGCCGCCAUAGUGCGCAUAAUGAAAGCUCGAAAGAAGAUGUCUCAUAACCUUCUUGUGUCCGAUGUUACGACACAGCUGAAGAGUCGAUUCCUGCCGUCACCGGUGAUUAUCAAAAAGAGAAUAGAAGGCCUGAUCGAGCGCGAAUAUCUCGCCCGCACUCCGGAAGAUAGAAAAAUCUACGUGUAUUUAGCUUAAACUGCUUUACGCGCCAAAUAUUGUUCCAACACCAGUAAGUGAGUGUUCUUGUGCAAACAUCAUGUUGUGUGUGUGGCCAAACUCUUAAACGGAACUCGAUUGUAUGAAAUGAGAGACAGAGUGACGGGGUGGUGAAGGUUAGUAGGUGUUUAGUGUUGUUGCAAAUUGCAAUAAAUAGACAGCAGCGCGCAUAUGAGCGUGCAACUGUUUUCGUCACACCCAAACCAGACAGCCGCGUCGUGCUGCAAGCCGGAGCAACGUGAAAUUGUCUUUUAAACGGAUGGAUCUAAGGGGUGGGAUAGCAACUAACACAAAAGCGGCGAACUAGCGCUCGAGAGUAUUUGGCCAAACGUGACAAACUUGUUCGGCGUCAGACAAAUAAGUGUAGAGACGAAUAAUUAAAGAAACAAGUAUAACACUAAAGUAGUUAAUAUGCGGAGGGCGAGGAAUGUUUUUCAUGCACUGAAAACAGUUUAACAUCAUCUGAAAGAGGGACGUCGCUGGUGGACAUUGAAUUGCGCCACGUCCGCGUCUGCCAAGAGCCUAGGGGCCGUUUCUAAUGUCUGAUGCUGGUAACAGAUCGACAUGCAGUGUUCAAUAGUACUAUCGAUAGCAUAGCGUUUUGGACAGAACAAAGUUAACGGAACGAAGGCGAACAGAUUGGUUCGGAAAAAUACGAUUGGAAAAUAUCUACUUUAAAACUCAAGAAAGAGAGAGAGAGCACAUCAGUGACGCAGUUAACUUUAUGCCGGAAGCGCGAAGACCUCCUAAACCCCUAAUCACCAGGCUACUAGCGAUGAUUGUGUUGCUGAGAAGCAGAGCAUAACCAUUAUAGUUCUUCUUUAUAUCCAAGUUGGCGUUGUUAGGAAUACUCCAAACUGCUUCAGAAGAGUGCUGCGCGAAUUUUUUCGCUAAGUAAUUUCGUUUACACAGGACGAGAUGACGCAAGGGUGUCGUUGGCGGGAAUGUUUGUCGAUGGGACUGUGAAUGAGUAAGUUCGUUUACAUCGUGCCGUUUUGUUUGGUUUUAACUACAGCAUUGUGUGACUCACGCAGCAGUCACAUGGAAAUGCGCAAUAAAAUGUAAAAAUGGAAAAGAAAGAAUGAGAAUUAGCAAGAAAAGAAGAGACAGAAGUUAACUACAUAGAGUUAGACAGAUAAAGGAAAGUUUUUCGGACUUUCCUACAUCUGUGAUCGACUGUCUACAUAUGUCGUGUUUUUUACCUCCAUAUCUAUUACACUAACGUUUCUUGAAGGUUUGAGCAAAAUCUGAUCCAAAAGAUAUUUCGAUAGAUAUUAUGAUUUCCCAGAUAACUGUAUUACCGCACCGGAUUGCUUUCGCAGAUACUUUGAUCAAUGACUGUACAAAUCACGAUUCUUGUUUUUUUAAAUUCCAUAUUAACAUAAGAAAGCAACCAUUUCCUCUGUGCUUUCACGUUCUCUACGGCUGAAGGUUGAGCACCUGUGGAUUAUGUCCGUUUCGUUCUAGGUGUGUUGUUGUCGUUUCUGGACUUAUUUUGUUCCAUUCCCCUUCUGUUUGAACAUUCGAACUGCUGCUAUGAAUGAUCUAUUGAUAGCUUUUUUAAAUGGUUUCACAAAUAUGUAUUGUGGUUUUUGUUGGGUUUUCAUAUUGCCCUUUGCGUUGGUUAAACUCUCAGUUCGAUAGGCAACACGAAUAGUGCUAGAACAUGUAACAAGCAAUAGCUGACAACAUAAGUGAAGAACGAAAGACAAGCCACGGUGUGCAUUCUUUGGUUCGCAUGUGCAUAGGAAAUACCGUUGAAAGGUACUAAGAAAUGGGUUUUUUACGAAUCGGUCUUGACACGGUGUGUGAUUUAAAGACGACGGAAAUUUAGAUGUUUUAAUGCUACUACUUUGAUUCAUGCUCCUCGUUCUUGUUAGAUCCAUUAUCAACACUCCUGACGACCCGACAAGAAAGAUCUGUUUUUUCCUUCUUUACGUUAUGUUCCGACCUCCCCGUCUUGUAGAGAAAGAGAUUCCGGAAAAUUCAUGAGCAACACUAAGGUAAUCGAAAUGCAACAGUCCUGCUCCGAAGUUGAACUGCUAAUUGUACUAUGUAAUGUAAACGGAAGGAAGGAAUAUAAAUUAAAUAAUAAUUUACCGUUAAGGAAACGAAUGGCAGAAAAAUGGCGGGCCCGAGUUGAAUGCAAAAAGGACACAAAUAACUUGGAAACAGAUUAAAAUUUUCCGAUACAGUUGCUACGCGCCGAACGGAGUGCGCAAUAAAGCUGACUAUUUGGAAACGCGCAAGGUGAUGAGAAAAUGAUAAUAAAAAACAACAAGCGAAAA
Messenger RNA from Anopheles bellator, 5697 nucleotides. RefSeq names its product cullin-3 (gene Cul3). Gene Ontology annotation, molecular function: ubiquitin protein ligase binding. Gene Ontology annotation, cellular component: Cul3-RING ubiquitin ligase complex. The record is from RefSeq and is a predicted model, not a curated record. Bases 1049 to 3388 code for a protein of 779 amino acids. The transcript is spliced from 12 exons. Gene Ontology annotation, biological process: protein ubiquitination; ubiquitin-dependent protein catabolic process. Lineage: Eukaryota; Metazoa; Arthropoda; Insecta; Diptera; Culicidae.